AGACGUGUGUUUUUUUUAUUUUUCAGGUCAAAAAGAGAAAUGCCUCUAACAGAAGUGCCCGGUCACAAGAUUGGCAGUCCCAUAUUCAAGAGGAGUCCGGAUCUGACUAAAACCUGGGCCACAAAGUCCGAGCAGCUGCUGAGGAUAGAUGACCACGACUUUACCAUGCGCCCGGGCUUCGGAGGUCCUGCAGUUCCAGUUGGAGUGGACGUACAGGUGGAAAGUUUGGACGCUAUUUCAGAGGUUGAUAUGGACUUCACCAUGACGUUGUAUCUGCGACAUUACUGGAAAGACGACCGUCUGUCCUUCCGGAGCAACAACAACCAGAGCAUGACGUUCGACGGCCGUCUGGUCAAAAAGAUCUGGGUUCCAGACAUGUUCUUCGUUCAUUCCAAGAAGUCCUUCACUCAUGACACCACCACAGACAACGUCAUGUUAAGAGUCUUCCCCGAUGGAAAAGUCCUGUACAGCCUCAGGGUGACAGUGACUGCCAUGUGCAGUAUGGACCUGAGUCGGUUUCCUCUGGACACACAGACCUGUUCUCUGGAGAUCGAGAGCUAUGCGUACACUGAUGAUGACCUGAUGCUUUACUGGAAAGAAGGAAACCGCUCCCUGAACACAGACGAAAGGAUUUCACUGUCCCAGUUCCUGAUCCAGGAGUUCCACACCACCACCAAACUGGCCUUCUACAGCAGCACAGGCUGGUACAACCGUCUGUACAUCACCUUCACUCUGCGACGCCACAUCUUCUUCUUCCUGCUGCAGACCUACUUCCCUGCCACGCUGAUGGUCAUGCUGUCGUGGGUUUCCUUCUGGAUCGACCGCAGAGCUGUUCCUGCCAGAGUUCCACUGGGUAUCACCACGGUGCUCACCAUGUCCACCAUCAUCACUGGGGUCAACGCCUCCAUGCCCAGGGUGUCCUACAUCAAAGCCGUGGACAUUUACCUGUGGGUCAGCUUCGUCUUUGUCUUCCUGUCUGUCAUUGAGUACGCCGCCGUCAACUACCUGUCCACACGCCAAGAACGCAAAGAGAGGAAAGUGCGAGAAAGGUUGCCGUGUACCUGUGGGCUGGCCCAUCCUGGAAUGAUGUCGACCGGCUACAGCGAGGAGGACUUCAACACCACCGGGAACUACGGCAUGCCGGAGGAGAAUGGGGUCAAACGGGAGCGGAUGUUAGUCCAGCUGGCCAUGGAGAGCGACCAGGUUACGGGCCACGUGGGCUCCAGCGCCUACAGCAACGUGUGGAUCGACACCCACGCCAUUGACAAAUACUCCCGGGUCAUCUUUCCUGGAGCUUACAUUCUGUUCAACAUCAUCUACUGGUCCAUCUACUCCUAACAGACGCACCUGGGACAGAACUAAUGAGAGCAACACUGACAGAAGAAAGGGAAGAAAUCUGCCUCUGCGCUGGAGGUGUCCACAGAUGACCUGGUGAAACUACACUUGUACAUUCAACUUUUUUUUUUGUUUUGUUUUUAAUUUUGAAAGAAAAAGGAACAGAAACACUUUCAAAGUGCACCAAGGUGUUUAGGAAAACUGACCCC
This is a messenger RNA of Sphaeramia orbicularis (orbiculate cardinalfish), 1544 nucleotides long. Its product is annotated as gamma-aminobutyric acid receptor subunit rho-1-like. The record is from RefSeq and is a predicted model, not a curated record. Gene Ontology annotation, biological process: monoatomic ion transmembrane transport. Gene Ontology annotation, cellular component: membrane. Gene Ontology annotation, molecular function: extracellular ligand-gated monoatomic ion channel activity; transmembrane signaling receptor activity. Bases 40 to 1338 code for a protein of 432 amino acids. NCBI's taxonomy places the organism in Eukaryota, Metazoa, Chordata, Actinopteri, Kurtiformes, Apogonidae. The transcript has 10 exons.